Molecule: messenger RNA, 3879 nt
Organism: Zychaea mexicana
Lineage: Eukaryota; Fungi; Mucoromycota; Mucoromycetes; Mucorales; Lichtheimiaceae
Exons: 12
Coding region: 1-3879 (1292 amino acids)
Biological process (GO): proteolysis
Cellular component (GO): cytosol
Molecular function (GO): tripeptidyl-peptidase activity; serine-type endopeptidase activity
Source: RefSeq, a predicted model, not a curated record
AUGGCCAGUUUCGACAAGCCAAUUGGGGAAUACCCUGUUCAUGGCUUGAUGCCAAAGCAAGAUACUCAAGCAGCAGCUUUCCUAAAAAAGUUUCCAGAGUACGACGGUAGAGGAACUGUUGUCGCCAUUCUUGACACAGGUGUCGAUCCUGGCGCUGCUGGAAUGCAGGUUACCACAGACGGGAAACCCAAAGUCAUCGAUAUGGUUGACUGCACAGGAGGAGGCGAUGUUGACACGACCAUGGUUGUUAAACCUACCGAAGAGAAUGGUCUCAAAGUGAUUCAAGGUUUGAGCGGCAGAAAAUUGACAUUGGAUCCCUCUUGGAAAUGCCCCUCAGGCGCGUACAGAGUCGGUCUCAAACGUGCGUAUGAAUUGUUUCCUUCUGAGCUUAUCCGACGACUAAAAUCGGAACGCAAAGAGCAAUUCGAAUUAAAGCACGCUCAACUUCUCAACGAAGCCCAACAAAAGAUCACGGAAUUCCAAAAGGAGCAUCCUAACGUUGGUGCAGACGAAUCCUUAGCAGCAACCCAAGCUGAUCUCGAGGCUCGCGUCGAAAGCUUGAAAGAAUUAAUCAAAUCGUACGAUGAUCCAGGUGUCAUCCUGGAUUGUGUGGUUUUCUUUGACGGUCAGGAUUGGCGCGCAGUGAUCGAUGUAAACGAAUCUGGCGAUCUUAGAGGCCAGCCAUGCUUGACGGACUACCGAAAGGAACUAAAGUACCAUACGUUCGGAAAGGCAGACCUGCUCAACUUUUCUGUCAACAUUUACGAAGACGGAAAUCUGCUUAGUAUCGUCACACUCGCAGGUAGCCACGGCACGCAUGUUGCCGGUAUUACUGCUGCUAAUUUUCCUGAGGACCCAGCAUUGAAUGGCGUUGCUCCCGGUGCACAAAUUGUUUCGUUGCGCAUUGGUGACGCUCGACUUGGCUCCAUGGAAACUGGUCCUGGCUUGACACGUGCCGCCGCACAUAUGGCCAUUAACAAGGUCGACCUUGCAAACAUGUCAUAUGGUGAAUCGAGCGGCCUCCCGAACGACGGUCACUUUAUCCGCCUUCUAGCUGAAGAGGCCAUUUCCAAAUCUGGAUGUAUCUUUGUUACAAGUGCUGGCAAUGACGGUCCUUGCUUUAGCUCUAUUGGUGCUCCUGCUGGCAUGUCUGCUAGCUUCAUUACUGUCGGUGCAUUCGUCAAGCAUGCGCAAAUGCAAGCAGAGUAUGCUUUACUGGAAUCUGUCGGAGAAAAGCCCUACACUUGGUCGUCGCGCGGUCCGUGCACGGAUGGUUAUCAGGGCGUAGAUAUCUAUGCUCCAGGAAGUGCAAUUACAAGUGUUCCAGUGUACGGAUUGAAUCGUCUCGAUCUGAAGAAUGGCACCAGUAUGUCCAGUCCUAAUGCCUGUGGCUGUGUCGCGUUGCUUGUUUCCGGUUUGAAGGCUAAAAAUCAGAGCCAUACGCCUUAUCGUUUGAAAACUGCUAUUGUACAAACUGGCAAGUCCGUGAAUGACCCACUCAAUGUUGGAUUUAUUCAAGUGGAUAAGGCAUGGGAGUAUCUUGAGACUUACGAGCACUGCAAGGACCUUGACAUUAUGUUUAAGGUGGGCGUGUUAAAGAGAGGAAACCAGCGUGGCAUCUAUCUUCGCGAGCGAGACGAAACCAGCCAAGUCCAGUAUCUCGCAGUAAAAGUACGUCCAACUUUUAUGGGUGAGACAGAUCCCGAGAAUCCCAAGUAUAACUGGGCCAAGUUUGAGUAUGACGCACGCAUUGCUUUGGUGGCUAGCGAGUCCUGGAUUGGAGUACCAGAUUACUUGUAUCUUUCUUCAGGAGGUAAUGCGUUCCAGGUCAAGGUUGAUCCAACCUCCUUGAGCGAAAGCGAAUUCCAUUACGGUGAAAUCCUCGGCUAUGAUACCGCUGCACCCGAACGGGGACCACUCUUUAAGGUUCCUGUAUCCGUUGUCAAGCCUACCGUGCCUGGCAAAGGCUCUUUGGAGUAUCGAAACGUUGAGUUCGGACCAGGUGAUAUCAUGCGCCGCUUCGUGCAAGUUCCAGAGGGCGCAACCUAUGCAAAGCUGACACUUCGAGCCAAGACGAAUGUCGAUACAUGCCCGGCUCGAUUCAUGCUACAUUUGCUUCAGCUUGUUCCAAAAAAGAACCAAAAGGACAAGCAAACAUACACGUUUCUCCUUGGAUCAGGAUCUUUUGGCGACUCUAGCUCCGAAGAUCAAGUCAUUACAGUUCGAUUUGCAGUCCGUGGCGGCUUGAACAUGGAGUUCUGUCUUGCACAGUUCUGGUCUGGUCUCGGCAAGCAUUUUGUUGACCUUGAGAUUGAGUUUCAUGGUGUACGUCUUGCCGGAAACCUUGCUGACGGGCAGGGUGUACUCCACUUGGAACCUCAAGUUACACGGUUAGAUAUUGUUGCCGGUGUCCGCAAGGAGAACAAAGUCGAUAUCAGCACGAGUUUUAAUAAGCUGCGUAAAUACCUUAGACCAACAGAUGCUACCAUUGCACCACUCCACGCAGACCGCAACACAUUACCAGACACACGGGUUAUGUACGCCCUUGUACUGUCUUACACAUUCAAAAUUGAUAACGGCACUUCAAUCACUCCUCGAUUCCCCACGGUCAUGAACCAGUUAUAUGAACAUUUCCUUGCUGGUGUCUUUGGCAUUGUAUAUGAUGCCAACCGCAAGGUAGUGGGCUAUCUCGACGUGUUCGAUCAUACCUUCAAACUAGAUACAAAGGGCGAAUACACUAUCAUGUUGCAGCUGACGACCGAGGAUGAAGGCGCUCUGGAGAAGCUCAAGAGUACUAUUUGCGAAUUAGAUAUGAAUAUCAAGAAUGUCAGUUUCAGCACAUACGGAAACAUCAAGGAUGUCUACUCUGGCGGAUCGAUCUCCAAACUACAACUGGAGAAGCAUGAUCCAAAGGUUUGCUACAUUGCGCCGCCUCUCAAAGACCAACAAUGGGUUCCCAAAGAAGCAAAGCCAGGCGAUGCGCUGGUGGGCAAACUGGCCUUUACAAGUAACAAAGUUGAUGGAGGACAGUACCAGGUAAUCUAUGUGAUCCCUCCAGAACCAAAGUCAAGCUCCGGAUCGUCGAAGGAAUCAAGCAAAGAUAAAAAGACCCUUGAAGACGACAAGAUCAAGAGCCAAAUGGCUGAUGCAGUGCGCGACCUUCAAAUAUCGUAUCUUGACAAGUUUGGUGAAAAUUCCACAGUGCAGCAGGCGCUACUGGCCAAGUUGGAGCAAGAUUAUCCCAAUGACAUUACACUCCUCAACUACAAGAUCGAUGCUAUCUGGAAGACGGCCGGCGGUGUUGUUGAAAGUCUUUUGGCAUCGUCGUCUGAUAGCGACAAGAAGCUCUCCAAAGAGAAGGCUACAGAGAUUGUGGGUCACUGCGACAAGAUCCUUCAGCAAAUUGACCAAGCUCCACUACUCGAAUUCUUUGGCCGCUAUCAGAACAAACAACAGUCAGAUGAGUCUGAAGACGUUAAAGAGCAGCGCAAAGAUAUCGACAAGAAGGCCCAACAGGUUGCAUCCGCAUACAAAAAUAAGACCCUGGCACACGCAUGCACCCUGACAAGGGAAGAGCCCCAAGAAUUCGAAGCAAAUUUGAAGGCAUGGAAGCAAUGGGGACAAGACGAGGGAACUCUUGUGUCCACUUUGGUCAAGGUCAAGCGUGACCAUAUCGCUGGCCAUUACGGUACCGCAUUGAAGGCAGUAGAGAAAUACUUGUCAGACCUGAGCAUCAAGCCUGAUACUGUCUCUGAUAUACAAAAAGCAUGGGCCAUUCGACGCGACAUCUACAGUGAUUUGGGUUGGGACUUAUGGCACAAGUACGAUACAAAGUGGUCAUUGAUCCGUCGACCACCUGGUGGACUCGCACGGUUCUAA